Messenger RNA from Halichondria panicea, 1936 nucleotides. Its product is annotated as CUB and sushi domain-containing protein 3-like. The record is from RefSeq and is a predicted model, not a curated record. Bases 59 to 1936 code for a protein of 625 amino acids. The transcript has 10 exons. Lineage: Eukaryota; Metazoa; Porifera; Demospongiae; Suberitida; Halichondriidae.
AUAUAUCUAAGCAAUAUCAUCUACAAGCUAUUAGCUAGGUAAUACUAUUACCUGUAUAAUGAGAAUGUUCCCCUCAAGGUUAUUUGUUUGCUGUCUGCUGGGAAGUGUUUCCCUAGUGUAUGGACAGCAGACUUUAAUAGUGAACACAGGACCCACUGAACCACCCACCACCUGUCCUGACCUCACUGUACCAGCCAAUGGAGUGAUCAGCUACAAUUUGGGGACUGCUAGUCUGAGACCAGUGGACACUGUGGCCACCUAUACCUGUGUCACUGGCUACACUCUCGAUGGAGUCACCACCAGAACUUGUGGGAGUGAUGGAGUGUGGAGUAGUUUUUUCGAAAUUUUUUUUUUGAGUGGGAGUGGGAGUGGUAGUGGGUCACCUCCCAAUAAUUGUUAUGUGAACACAGGACCCACUGAAACACCCACCACCUGUCCUGACCUCACUGUACCAACCAAUGGAGUGAUCAGCUACAAUAUGGGGACUGCUAAUCUGAGACCAGUGGACACUGUGGCCACCUACACCUGUGUCACUGGCUACACUCUCGAUGGAGACACCACCAGAACUUGUGGGAGUGAUGGAGUGUGGAGUAGUUUUUCCGAAAAUCUUUUUUUUUUGAGUGGGAGUGGGAGUGGUAGUGGGUCACCUCCCAAUAAUUGUUAUGUUAUUGACUGUGGCGACCUCUUUGACCCCUCCAAUGGAGCAGUGAACACAUCCUCCGGAACAACCUUCAUGAUGACUGCUACCUACACCUGUAACACUGGAUACAAUCUGACUGGUGAUACAACCAGGACUUGUCAGGCUAAUGGAACUUGGAGUGGGACUGCCGCUUGUACUCCUGUUGACUGUGGCUCCCUAUCUGACCCUGGGAAUGGAAUUGUUGAUGCAUCCAAUACCACCUUCAUGAACACUGCUACCUACAACUGUAACACUGGCUACAAUCUGACUGGUGAUACAACCAGGACUUGUCAGGCUAAUGGAACUUGGAGUGGGACUGCCGCUUGUACUCCUGUUGACUGUGGCUUCCUCUCUGACCCUGGGAAUGGAAUUGUUGAAGCAUCUAAUACCACCUUAAUGAACACUGCUACCUACAACUGUAACAAUGGCUACAAUCUGACUGGAGACAUGACCAGGACUUGUCAAGCUAAUGGAACUUGGAGUGGGACUGCUCCAACUUGUGAAAUUGUUACCUGUCCAAUCCUCCCUGCUCCCACCAAUGGAAUGGUUGAUGAACCUAGAAACACCUUUGGGAGCAAUGCCACCUACACCUGUGACACUGGCUACACUCUCAAUGGAGACACUACCAGGACUUGUGGGAACGAUGGAUCUUGGAGUGGCAGUGAACCAACUUGUAAUCUUGUUGACUGUGGCCCCCUCACUGGCCCCUCCAAUGGCUUGGUCACUGUAACUAUUACCACAUUCAGAGGCACUGCUGUGUAUACAUGUAACAAUGGCUACAAUCUGACUGGUGAUAUGACCAGGACUUGUCAGGCUAAUGGAACUUGGACUGGGACUGUUCAAAUAUGUGAUCCUGUCAACUGUGGUGACCUCACUGACCCCACCAAUGGAGCAGUGAACACAUCCUCCGGAACCACUUUUAAUAUGAACGCUACCUACACCUGUAACACUGGCUACAAUCUGAUUGGAAUUACGCCCAGGACUUGUCAGGCUACUAAUGAAACUUGGAGUGGCAGUGAACCAACUUGUGAAAUUGUCACCUGUUCAAUCCUCCCUGCUCCCACCAAUGGAAUGGUUGAUGAACCUAGAAAUACCUUUGGAAGCAAUGCCACCUACACCUGUGACACUGGCUACACUCUCAAUGGAGACACUACCAGGACUUGUGGGAACGAUGGAUCUUGGAGUGGCAGUGAACCAACUUGUAAUCAUAAGUUUAGAUAUAUAUUCCUCGCAAUCUCUAAGAACUCUUUCUUUUAG